CCGAACAGUGCGCAAACUAAUAGAAAAAUGAAAACUGUGUUCUUGCUGGUCGUACCUCUAAUGGUUGCUCUAUUUUUUACACCCCAGAUACAACGCAACAGUUGCAGAAGUUAUUUUAGUUAUUUCAAUAUAUUUUUCAGCAGCGAUUGUUAUUAUAAUCCCGACCUAGACGACGACAUUCUGGGUAUUAUCCAACGACACGUCGGAGUGCACGAAACUCACCAAGUUCAAACGGAUGAUGGUUAUCUUUUGACGCUUUUUCGAAUACCGCGCCAAAAUCCUAAAGGUGUGAUUUUUUUCCAACAUAGUCUUUGUACAGAUGCACGAAUAUGGAUUAGUCAGUAUAAUGAAUCCAUUGCCUUUUUCUUCUGGAGAGCGGGUUAUGACGUUUGGUUGGGAAAUACACGUGGGAAUUAUUUUUGUAAGAAACACGUCAGUUUAAACCCAACGGAAGCCGCGUUUUGGAAUUUUACUUUUCACGAAAUAGGAUACUACGACAAUCAUGCGAGUAUUGAGUAUGUUAAACGACAAAUAGGUGGGUGUAAAAUCACCUACGUGGGAUACUCGAUGGGUGGUGCUAGUGGUAUGGUGUAUGCAAGCAUCAGAGAUAAAGAUGCUGUUGAUUCUGUUAAACUGAUGGUGGUGAUGUCUUCUAGUACUCAGCUUGGACUUGAUUGUGCUGGUUUCUUAAAAUAUACACUCUUCAUACCUUACAAUUUACAAGGAAUCGUGAGCUUUGCUGAUCCACUUUUUGUUCUAAAUCGACAAGACGUUUGGUACGUAAAAAUUGCUAGAUUUCUAGCAACACAUUUUUCGUGCAAGAAAUGUAUGUUAUUUAUUUCGCAUUUAUUUACUGGGUUUUCUCAAGACGACUUAGUACCAGACCUGAUAAAUAUGUUUAUACGAGUACAUGGGUCUGAAAUUCCUUUAAAAAUCGUCUAUCAUUAUUAUCAAACGUAUAUUUCUGAUGGACUGUUUCGAAGAUAUGACCAUGGUGAGGCUAGGAACUUAGAAAUAUAUGGUACCAAAGAACCAACACCGUACCCCUUGGAAAAUAUUAAAGUGCCUGUACAUAUUGUACACGGAGCAAAUGAUAAUAUAGAUUGUCCAACUGCAAAUGAAAAACUAUAUAACACGUUGUCGAAAAAUUCCACCGUCUAUGGGAAACUGAUGGUCGAAGGUUUCAAUCACUUCGACUUUUUAUAUGGGCGAUAUCGUAACGAAAAAGUCUAUUCCAAAAUUUUGCAAAUCUUGGAUGAUAUUAAUCUAAAAGAAUAACGUUGUGUGUAUAUUUUUGAAUAUAACCCAUUUUGUUUCUUAA
Zophobas morio is the source of this 1321-nucleotide messenger RNA. RefSeq names its product gastric triacylglycerol lipase-like. The coding region runs from base 28 to 1278 and encodes 416 amino acids. Lineage: Eukaryota; Metazoa; Arthropoda; Insecta; Coleoptera; Tenebrionidae. The transcript has 6 exons. Gene Ontology annotation, biological process: lipid metabolic process. The record is from RefSeq and is a predicted model, not a curated record.